Messenger RNA from Miscanthus lutarioriparius, 270 nucleotides. The record is from the annotation of a GenBank genome assembly. NCBI's taxonomy places the organism in Eukaryota, Viridiplantae, Streptophyta, Magnoliopsida, Poales, Poaceae.
AUGGCGUCCAAGGCUCUCUUCCUGCUCGCCAUCCUAGCGGCGGCCGCCGUGCUCACCGCCGCGGCGGAGCAAGCUCAUGAAAACAACGAGAAGAUGGCAAACGACGACGACGCCGGCGUGAAGGACUGGCACGGCGGCGGCAGCGGCGGAUCAGGUGGGUUAAGCCACGCCUGCGAGUACGGAUGCUGCCACCACGUAUUCCAUGGAGGCUGCCAGAAGUGCUGCCCGCCGCCGCCCGGCGCUAGGCGACCGGAGGAGGUGAAGAACUAG